AUGGUCAAUGGUUAUAUCCCUGCGGAGCAAUGGGCUCAAGUUAUUGAAGUUCUUGGUCGCCCUCCAGUAUACAAGAGGAUUCCAGUACCUAUUCCUGCUAGAGAUGAGGCCUUGGUAAAUGUGCUCUACUCUGGAGUUUGCCAUACCGAUUUGCACGCGAUGAGGGACGACUGGCCGUUGGAGCAUAAGAUGCCGCUAGUCGGUGGCCAUGAGGGCGUCGGCGUUGUUGUAGCUCAGGGGAAUCUUACAGACGCUGUGAAAAUAGGCGACCGCGUCGGUAUCAAGUGGCUGAAUGGAACCUGUCUAAGAUGCUCAUUUUGCCUCAGUGGCAAUGAGCCGCUGUGCGAAGAAGCGCUACUGUCAGGUUAUAGCGUCGACGGCACAUUCCAGCAAUACUGUACAGCAAAAGCGUCACACUUAACACUACUUCCAGAAGACUGCGACCCAGCUGCAAUAGCCCCUAUCCUCUGCGCUGGCGUCACCGUUUAUAAAGGCUUGAAGGAGUCUGGUGCCCGACCCGGCCAAUAUGUCGCCAUUAUCGGUGCCGCAGGGGGUCUAGGAAGCAUGGCGAUUCAAUUUGCCCGAGCCAUGGGCUUACAAGUGAUCGCGGUUGAUCGUGGAGGGGACAAGGAGGAAAUUUGCAAGUCCUUGGGCGCCAAGAUCUAUGUGAACUAUGAGACCAGCGAAGACCUCGGGAAGGACGUUCGACAAGCGAUCGCAGACGGAUGUGGCGCCCAUGCAGCGCUAGUAAUUGCUUCUGAUGCCGACGUGUUUCAAAAAAUCCCCCAGUAUAUUCGACCUCAUGGAGUCGCCGUUUGCCUUGGCCUACCCGCUGCAAGCCAAAUCACAAUUCCAGUAUUCGACGUUGUCGUAAAGAUGUUGACAAUUAAAGGGAGCUAUGUUGGUAGCCGCGUUGAUGCACAAGAGGCUGUCCAGUUCUUCCACGACGGCCUCAUCAAAGUCCCCACGAUAGUGGUGCCUCUCAGCAACCUUGCGGAUGUUUAUGACUUGAUGUCUGAAGGGAAAAUCGUUGGGAGAUACAUCAUAGACCCAGCGAACUAA
Molecule: messenger RNA, 1062 nt
Organism: [Torrubiella] hemipterigena
Lineage: Eukaryota; Fungi; Ascomycota; Sordariomycetes; Hypocreales; Clavicipitaceae
Source: the annotation of a GenBank genome assembly